This is a messenger RNA of Trichomycterus rosablanca, 1584 nucleotides long. It is a transcript of the gene nr6a1a, whose product is annotated as nuclear receptor subfamily 6, group A, member 1a. Gene Ontology annotation, biological process: regulation of DNA-templated transcription. Gene Ontology annotation, molecular function: sequence-specific DNA binding; nuclear receptor activity; zinc ion binding. The record is from RefSeq and is a predicted model, not a curated record. Gene Ontology annotation, cellular component: chromatin. NCBI's taxonomy places the organism in Eukaryota, Metazoa, Chordata, Actinopteri, Siluriformes, Trichomycteridae. The transcript has 11 exons.
AUGGACGUGCCUGAGGGUGGAAAGGUCCUCUCAUUGUCACGGCAGAAAUCUCUCCUGUCUGGUCAAGACAUUUUCAGAGAAUAUAACGUGGCUCUUUGUUAUACAGCAGUAUGGCUUCGAGUGAAUCCACCACUAGCAGUUGAACAGAAGCGCUCAACAAGCAGGUUUGUCAAAGAGGUCUAUGAUACUCAGAAACCCAAUAGAAUGAAUUCUAGCCGUUAAUAUAAAAGUAAUAAUUUGAGGGAAGAGUCCAAUGACCAGUCUGAGCAGCGCUCCUGUCUGAUCUGUGGAGACCGUGCUACAGGACUCCACUAUGGCAUCAUUUCCUGUGAGGGCUGCAAGGGCUUCUUCAAGCGCAGCAUCUGCAACAAGCGCGUGUAUCGCUGCAGCCGUGACAAGAACUGCGAGAUGUCACGCAAGCAGCGCAACCGCUGCCAGUACUGCCGCCUGCUCAAGUGCCUGCAGAUGGGCAUGAACAGGAAAGCAAUCAGAGAGGAUGGCAUGCCAGGUGGGAGGAACAAAAGCAUCGGGCCUGUUCAGAUUUCAGAUGAGGAGAUUGAGAGGAUCAUGUCUGGUCAGGAGUUUAAGGACGAGGCCAACUUGGCCGAGCACACCUGGGGCAACAAUGGUGACAGUGAUCACAGUUCUCCUGGCAACGGUGUCUCCGAUGGCAACCAGCCCUCGCCCGCAUCCACACUCUCCUCCAAUCGGUCGGUGGAUCUGAACGGGUACACAGCGGCGCUUAGGGACCAGUACAUCGGCACCGCUGUGGCUCAGCACUACCAGUUGCUUCCACACCUGUUUGGUUAUGCCGCCCAGCCUCGAAGCCUGUACCCACAGAGCCAUACCCUCAUCAGCCAGCUGGUGGCAGCAGAGGAACUGGCACCACUGGGCACACCCAUGCUCAUUGAAGAUGGGUAUCAGGUGACCCAGGUGGAGCUGUUUGCGCUGUUGUGCCGUCUGGCCGAUGAGCUGCUCUUCCGUCAGAUAUCAUGGAUUAAGAAGCUGCCGUUCUUCUGUGAGCUCUCCAUCGAGGAUUACACGCGCCUGCUUAGUGCUACGUGGCAGGAACUGAUCCUGCUGGCCUGCCUGACUGUCUACAGCGCCCAGAUCCUGGGCGACCUCGCCAAUGUAACUGACAAGUACACGCCUACUGACCACGAGCUGCAGGGGUUUAGUGAGGAUGGCAUGGAGGUGAUGGAGAAGCUGAUCUAUCUGUUCCGCAAGUUCCACCAACUGAAGGUCAGCAAUGAAGAGUAUGCCUGCAUGAAGGCCAUCAACUUUCUCAAUCAAGAUAUCCGAGGUUUGACCAACGUGGCCCAGUUGGAGCAGCUGAACAAGCGGUACUGGUACGUGUGCCAGGACUACACUGAGUACAAGUAUCCUCACCAGCCCAAACGCUUCCCGGAGAUCAUGAUGUGUCUCCCUGAAAUACGCUGCAUUGCAGGGAAACUGGUAAAUGUUCCUCUGGAGCAGCUCCCCCUGCUGUUCAAGGCGGUCCUGCACUCCUGUAAGUCCAGCCUAAACAACUACAGGACAAGCUCCUCCCCCUGUGUGACAAAGGGCACCGCCCCUGCCAACUAA